GAAAGCAGUUGUGUGUAUCGAGACUAUUGUAAACAAAAAUGAACGGUUUUAGUUUGCUAUUGGGAUGAUUAUAUUUAGAGACAAAAAGGAUUGCAUUCUAAGAUUCUCAUUUUCUUAGACAUCAUCUAACACUUACUAAAAAUAAUGGCUAAUAAAAUCACUAGAAGUCAUGGCCAAGAGCCAUCGAUGUUUUUGCAGCGACCAUCAACAGGGAAAUCUCAAGAUGUGCGGCACGUUCUUACACAAACAUUCCGUGAGUUGUACACACGGGAUGCCAUUCGAACUGAGACAGUGAAGAAUCUUCAGGUGUCAAAAGGAAGUGAUGAUCCUUACCACGAGAAAUAUGUGGAGUCUUUGCAAAAGAUCUAUGAAGAGUGGCAAAGACGAAUGGACGAGGCCGCGAUGUUGGAGAGACACAUCAUGCAAGCCCAGGCAAGAUCCACGUUGGCUGAUGAGCGGGAACUUAAUCGCAUCUCUAAGAGCUGUGAUGCAUAUGAUGUUCUGGGACUGCCACCAUGCCGAGCUCACUUCAGUUCUUGUAUUGAUACUGAACUGUUAAAGAAGCAUCAUCUCCUUACACCAGAUGAUUAUGGAAGGAAAGAAAUAAUUACUAGUGCUCCACCAUCAGCUCCGUUAGUUCCGAGCUACAUCUGUCAGACGGCCACGUCCCAGCAGCACAACCGUUUGGGGGGCGAUCGCAUACAGACACCCCUCCCAGAUCUUCCUGACAUGCACCUCGAUGACUUUAGCGACCUCUCAAACGAAGAAUGCGACAUCAUCCACACAGAACUGGGUGAAGAUAUAUCCAAACAUGAUGAAUGGAAAAAGCAGAUGCAUGAAGAGCAAAGAGAAAUGGACCGGAAGGACUUGGCCAACCUUCAGGCCAAAGUGCACUACUUGCGCAACCCUCGCUGCGUGCCAAAAACAACCAGCACCGAAACACAUACUCUGAUCAAGACCCACAAACGGAAGCCCAAAGAGAUUGGCAUUAAUGACAAAAGACCAGAGCCCAGGCCAAAGGAGCCAGUUCCAAUUUUCCAGCCAUCUCCUCCCGUUAUCAUCUUCACCAACUAUGCAGUAGGAGAAGUUUAUGAGACUGUUCUGGAACUUAAAAAUGUAUCCACAGUGUUGCGACAGUGCAGAGUGCUGCCAUUAUCAACACAAUACUUUGCUGUUGGUUUAGGUCAGUUUCCCGGGGAACAUGGUCUCGUAGCACCUGGAAUGAGCUGUAAAUAUCCUGUUCGGUUUGUUCCGGAUUCUUUGUGCGACUAUGACGAUUACAUCGUGAUACAGACUCAGUCACCAGAGCCUCUCAUUGUCCCAGUCAAGGGCUGCAGAGAACCCCCAUCACUAGCACUACCUUCUACCAUUGAUGUAGGCUGCUGUCUUGUAGGAGGAUGUCAUGUAACCCAGUAUGUUGUUGUCAAUGAUGGAGGACCCGGUCGCUUUUGUAUAAUACCAAGCAGUUCCUGGCCUGCAACAAACUUUAGAUCUGUUGUGACAAAUGGUGUUGUGAUGCUCCAUCCGUUUGAAGUGCAGCCGUCGUCUUUUGAGUUGGGCAAAGGCCAGUCGGGUGUCAUAGAAAUCAUGUUUACUCCGAAUUUAGCGAAGGAAUUCACCCAGGAACUUGUGCUCAUCUGUGACAACUGCCAGGUGAAACACGUCAAUGUCAAAGGACAAGGGGAAAUUGCCAAGGUUGAGCUUGUUUCUGUUGAGCACGGUCUGUCAGAACACAUGCUGGGUGAGCUGCAUGACACGACGGCGGAACACUUCAUCAGGUUCGAUGAGCUCAACCCAUUCACGUACACAGACAGGAAUAUUUCCGUCCAUAACUGCACGAAUGUGGAGCUGCCGUUUCAAUGGAUGGUGUACAAGCCUCAGAUGCAGCCACCCGACAUGGAGGCUGACGAAGUAGCGCGAGAACAGCCCGAGGACCGGAUUCCCGAUCUCGACGCGGUUUUCAGCGUUCACCCUCCCAGCGGAACUUUGGCUCCCGACCAAACCAUGGACUUCAAGGCAACGUUUGCACCUCCAGUGCUUGGUGAAUUCCAUGAUGUUCUUCACAUGAUGCUGCAACAAGUCCCUCACAUCAGUGAAACUGCAAGCACCAAGUCAGAACGUCGAUUGUCUGUCACGUCAGAAGAAGAUGGGAUCUCAGAUAUAUUUCCAUCAAGCAUUGUACAAUACAGAGAUGUUACAGGUCUUGAAAUUGAAGCAAAAGGGUCCGCCGUCACACCAAAUGUUGUUUUGCACCCAUACGCCAUGUACGUUCCAGGACCACACCUCGUUGGCACAACCAUCAAGAAACUAUUCACCAUGGCGAAUCACAGCUUCUCGGUGAUAACCUUCCAGUGGGAGCCUCACACUGAGAAACAUAUUAUAGAAGUGGAGCCGCCAAAUGGAGAACUUGAUCCUGGGAUGGCUGUGGAUCUGGAGCUUGGUCUGACGGGAGUCGAGCCGGGGAAGAUCAGCACAACUCUGUACUGUUACGUGAUGAACAUGGACGAACCUCUCGCCCUGCAUGUCGAGUUCGAAGUCAAGGGUCCUGAGCUCACGAUCCGUGAACCAGACAUCAAUUUUGGUUUGGUCCGACUGGGUCAGUCGGUAACUAAGGAAAUGACUCUGACCAACCAGUCCCAAGUAACAACUCCGUGGACCGUUACAAAUUGUCCUGCGCCAAUAUGUAACACAGAUGAGGACCCCAUGGCCCCGAGUGAGUUUGUCUUCACGCCCAGCUGUGGUGAACUGAAACCACUGGAAACAAAAGUUGUGUGUGUCUCAUUCACUCCAAAGAAUCCAAAGACUGUCAAGCGAAUCUUCGAAGUUGGUGUUGAAAAUGGCAACAAAUGCUGUAUUGAUUGUUUUGCUGAGGUCCAGGCUCCCACUGUGUGCCUGCUGGAAUGUGUCAUCACUCUGACAGACCAUUACGUGGGUGUGCCCCAUGUUACAAAUGUCUUUCUCUACAACCAAGGACUGCUGCCAACACAGUUCCAGUGGGGGGAGGCUAAAGGAGACGAUGCCGAAGACUGUUCAAUUGAGUUUGACCAGAAAUCUGGAGUGAUUGGACCAAGAGAAAAGAAGCAAAUCCGACUGGAUUUUUGUGCAAAGAGAGAAGGACAGUUCACCGAUAUUCAGAUACCAUGUGCUGUCGAUGGCAUGGAUUGCCCACUCUGUCUGAAUUUGUCAUGUUGCGUUAAGGGACUGUCGGUCUCUCUCAAGAUUUCUGUUGAUGGAACAGAACAGUGCGAAGGUUUGCAAAUUGAUUUUGGCAAUAAUGUUCCACUGGGUUCAGCACCAAAACGCUUCUUGCACGUUAAGAAUGAGUCGGCUAUUACGACUCCAUUUCAUAUCGCAGUGGAAUAUUUCAUAGCCAAACCACCUUCUCCUCCAGAGAAAAAAGGAGAAGAAACACCUCAAAGUCGAAGGAAGAUUCUGGGCCGUACUCCAAACCUAGCAGAUCCAUUCAGCAAGACCGCUUGCAAGGCUCAAGCAGAGUUCUACAAGGCCAUGUUAAUGCAAGGCAACGGAGCAGCCUUCCUGCCUACUCCAUCAUCAGGGCUACUCCAGCCCUUUGCAGAGGAAGUCAUUGAAGUCACAGCGUACUGCGAUACUUGGGGACAAUACACAGACAACAUCAUUCUCAAGGUUGGACACUUGGAGCCGAUGAUAAUUCCUGUGUCAAUGACAGCUGUUGGUUGUCCUCUACAGUUUCAGAUGUUUGCAGCAAAGCCUGAACUUCAGCCAGUUGUCAGGUUUGGUACACAUGUGGCCGGUGUAGCACCAGUGAGACGGAAGGUCCGAGUGAACAACAACAGUCCAUUCGAAAUUCGUAUUGACUGGGUGCUGUUUAACGUUGAACAAAAUGACACCAAGCUGAUAGAUCUAAACAUCUGCUACAGUCGACCAUUUCCACUCAGAGACAGUCAUGGCAAUGUGGUCAUAGCAACGCCAGUGGAAGAACCUGAACCCAUUUCCAGAGUUCCAUCCGAUUAUAUACCAAAUUCCAGUGACACGACUCCCAAUGUAAGUGACCUUGACCUGUCCAUGUUGGAAGCUACACCCAGCUGUGAUGAGAUGGAGGAAUCGGAGAAACGCUCGAAACUGAUUUCACUGUAUGUGCGUCAACAUGAAGGGAAGAAGUCUCUGAAUCCUUACAGCAUUGAUCCACCGCAGAUGUCUAUUGCGGCUCACAGCUAUGCUAUAGUAAUGGUACAGUUAAUGCCGUUCCCUGCCAUAGAGGUGGACCAUGAAAUAGAUUGUAAUGGAUUUGCUUUGGGAUACAUGAGUGUUGAUGGAAAGGCAGCAGGAGUUCCCAGGAAAGUGUCACGGACAGAAGCUUUUGAAGUCCAGACGUUGAGACUGGAAAUGACUUCACAUCUCAAACCUGCACUGUUAACCAUAGAGCAUGGGGAUGAAGAUGGAAUGGUGUAUCAGUCAGCCAUGAGUGACCUACUGGACAGAAAUAACUCUUUAAUGCCGGAGUCAUUAAGGGCGUGUUCCAUGCUGUUAUUGAACAACACGGAGACCCCAGUGACAUUCAGGAUGAAGGUGAACAAGCCAUUUUGGAUUGUAGAACUUGACCCGUCGACCAAUGUGGCUGAAUCAACACGGGCCCUGGAAACCAACAUGCACACCCUGAAGCCUCAACACAACCUUCUAGUGAAGGUUGCUUUGAAAAUCACCAAGGAAUUGCUGGCAAUCUACAAUGUUGUUGAUGAUAAUGAUGAUGAUGAUGAUGAUACGGAACACCUCAAUGACAGUAAGAUGUACAUUCAUGACAAGCUGGAGAUAGAGUUCAACAAUUCAACUUCUCAGAUUGUAAAACUGCAAGCUUCGAUUGCAAUCCCACAGUUUGAGCUGUCCAAACACUCUCUCAACUUCGGCACCUGCCUGGUCGGUCAGCAGAGAGAAAUGGAAUUCAUCAUUUCAAAUCAGACCGCCUCGCACAGCUUCUGGACUGCGUCCAUAGAGUCCCAGUCGGACACGUGUGCACCAGAAACGUUCACUGUUACCCCAUCCAGCAGUCUCUUGGAGGCACGCAUCACGCAUGUCAGCAACAGCAAACUUCUCCUCAAAGUCCACUUCACAGCAAAACAUGCAGAGGAGUAUGAAGCGGUGUUCUUAUUUGUGGGUACUCUAGGAGAAGAGCCACAGAGGUUGAUUAUCAGAGGAACUGGCUCAUAUGAUGGAAAAUAUAUGGCAGUCAUGGACAUUUAAACCACAUUCCAUCAGUGAUUACAAACAGAAUCUUACAGAACACUGAAUAUAUGUUCUUUUUUCAGUCAUAGUCUCUAUGGCGAUUUAAGAAAGCAGACAAUUUAAGUUGGUUAUGAUUGUUCCGUCCACAUAUGAAUAACUAUACCUUUUAUUUUAUUUGUCAUCUGUGAUGUCCGUUUCUAUUGUUUAAUGGAUUGGUUGUUUAACAUUUAAAAUAUAUUUCAUGGUUAUAAAUUACAUAAAUCGAAGUUUUAACAUACAGCAUAAUAAAUUAUCAGAUGAAUAUCUAAAAAAAAUUUAGAAUGUUAAUAGUUCUCUUAAUACAAAACUGUGUGGAUUUUUGUUUACAUUUGUUGACUUAAAAAGAAGGUAAUAUAUAUAUAUAUCUUUUUGUGUAUUUGUUUAAUUAUAUGUACAGUAUUUAUUUUACAUUGAAUUAGCCAUUUCUAAUGGCAGGUUUAUACAUUUCACACUAGAAAAAGCUAUUUUAAUUGAGUAUUUGUGAUAUAUAUCUAUAAAAUUGAAACAUUUAUUGAGUUCUAAAUCAGUAUUUAAAAUAAAAUUUUAAGAUCUGC
Gigantopelta aegis is the source of this 5792-nucleotide messenger RNA. Its product is annotated as deleted in lung and esophageal cancer protein 1-like. Bases 145 to 5217 code for a protein of 1690 amino acids. Gene Ontology annotation, biological process: negative regulation of cell population proliferation. The record is from RefSeq and is a predicted model, not a curated record. NCBI's taxonomy places the organism in Eukaryota, Metazoa, Mollusca, Gastropoda, Neomphalida, Peltospiridae. The transcript has 37 exons.